AUGGCUUCUUCUAUCCUCUUUAUCACUCUGUUAAUCUCCUUGUCUCCAAUCUUUCCACAACUGGUUCUCGCUCAAGUCCCAGGAACGACAGCUACAUGCUCCUCAAUGCUUCUUUCCUUAGCUCCAUGUGGUCCAUUCGUUCAAGGCUUUGUCCAGCUCCCAGCUCAGCCUUGUUGUGACAGCUUAAACCAGAUCUAUAGCCAACAACCAACUUGUCUCUGCCUCUUACUCAACAAUACUUCUACUUUGUCUCCUGCUUUUCCAAUCAACCAAACUCUUGCUCUACAAUUGCCUCCACUUUGCAACCUUCCAGCCAACUCGUCCUCUUGCACUUCCCCAGAAACUUUUUUUUUGUUUAUAGGAGAGGCGCCUAGUGAUUCUUCCUCCAUUGCUCCACCACCUUCUAGCUCAACUGGUUCUCAAGUCUCUCCAGGUGCAAGGAACAACUCUGGUGUCACAGCGACCCCAGUAGCUCAAAUGGCACCAAGACCAACUAGCUUAAUGGGGCUAGGUUAUGAUUUGAGAUCCUCUGGCUCCAAAUCUGAGAUUCAGCUAAUCAUCAUCGCACUCGCAGCGAUCCUACCAGGAACUCUCCUCAUCUGA
Messenger RNA from Eruca vesicaria subsp. sativa (arugula), 603 nucleotides. Lineage: Eukaryota; Viridiplantae; Streptophyta; Magnoliopsida; Brassicales; Brassicaceae. The record is from the annotation of a GenBank genome assembly.